AUGCAGCGCUUUCUAUCCCCGGUUUUACGCACGGGACGACCGCAACCUCGUCUGGUCGGGGCGCCUGUCCGAAGGCUCGCCACCCAGAAUAACUCAAUCCCGGUGUUUGGUGUCAAUUAUGGCGAGCAACUUAGUAACCUAGACGCAGUAAGGCAAGGCUCGACGCGCCCUCUGACAUUAACCGAGAAGCUGCUGUACAGCCACUUGAUCCCGAGCGAUGAUAAAGUAUGGUCAUUGCAAGAAAUCGAUCGGGGAAAGACGAUUUUGGGAUUGCGACCGGACCGUGUCGCCUGUCAUGAUGCUACCGCGACCAUGGCCCUCCUACAGUUUAUCAGUGCGGGCCUACCGCGAGUCGCCGUCCCAACGACGGUCCAUGGUGACCAUCUCAUCAUUUCCGAGAAGGGAGCGGAGCCAGAUUUAAAGCGUGCACUUACAGAACAUGCCGAGGUCUAUGAAUUCCUGAGCAGCGCCUCUAGAAAGUAUGGAAUCGGGUUUUGGAAACCCGGUUCUGGUAUCAUCCACACAGUGAUCUUUGAAAACCACGCCGUACCUGGCGGCCUGAUUAUCGGUACGGAUUCUCAUACGCCGAAUGCUGGCGGUUUGGCUAUGAUGGGCAUUGGCGUUGGUGGCUCCGACGCAGUCGAUGCGAUGUCCGGAAUGCCCUGGGAGUUGGUGACGCCUAAUAUCGUCGGAGUGCGCCUGACCGGCCAACUAUCCGGGUGGGCAUCCACAAAGGACAUCAUCUGCAAGCUCGCCGGCAUCCUGACCGUUUCUGGAGGCAAGGGUCGCGUUAUUGAGUUUUUCGGCCCUGGUACAGAAACUCUGGGGGCCACGGCCAUGGCGACGAUCUGUAACAUGUCUGCGGAGAUUGGCUCGACAUCCUGUAUAUUUCCUUACACCACUGCGAUGGAGCGAUAUCUUGCAGCAACGAAGCGGGCGUAUGCAGCUCAGGCGGCCCAAGGGGUUAAACAGGCGUUGCUGCAAGCCGAUGAAGGGUCGGAACAAUAUUAUGAUCAGAUUAUCGAGAUCGACCUGAGCACGCUCGAACCACACGUCAAUGGGCCGUACACCCCUGAUCUUGCCCACCCCAUCUCUGAAUUACGAAAGGCAGCCUCCCAGAGUGAAUGGCCCAUUAACCUCAGCCAUGCGAUGGUUGGAAGCUGCACUAACAGCUCCUAUGAAGACCUUGAUAAGACGCGACAGCUCGUCGCACAAGCGCGUGAUGCUGGGCUACUAAAAUUCAAAACACCCUUCCUUGUCGCACCUGGCAGUGAGCAAAUCCGCGCCACGGCUGAGGCAGAUGGUAUCCUCGAAGAGCUGCAAAAGGCCGGUGCCGUUGUGCUGAGCAGCUCUUGUGGGCCCUGCGUUGGGUCGUGGGACCGCAAGGAUGUUGAUGUACGGGGCAAGGAAAAGAACUCGGUGGUAUCCAGCUUUAACCGGAAUUUUGUGGGCCGGCAUGAUAGCAAUCCAGCGACUCAUUCAUUUGUCACAUCGCCUGAGUUAGUUACUGCUUUCGCUUACGCUGGCCGGCUCGACUUCAACCCGUUAACGGACAGUAUUGCUGUCGAGGGAAGGAAUUCCUUCCAAUUCAAAGCUCCUAUGAAUCGGGAACUUCCAGCAGAUUUUGUUACAGGGGAAGAGACUUUCCAAGAGCCUCCAGCCGACAGUUCAGCACUGUCCGUGAUUAUCGACCCGCACUCCGACCGUCUGCAGCUGUUGACCCCAUUUGCACCAUGGCAGUCCGGGUGUGCCACUGACAUGGAGCUGCUGAUGAAAGUGAAGGGCAAGUGCACCACCGAUCACAUCUCCCCAGCAGGCCCUUGGUAUAAAUACCGGGGUCACCUAGAGAAUAUCAGCAACAACAUGCUCACCACCGCAUCCAACGCGUUCCUCCCUGGCAACGAUCCGCAGAUGCUCGGCCACACUCGCAACCCGAUUACAUCGGACCUUGAGGUUGUUCCCCAGGUGGCUCGUGACCUCCAAAACCGCGGCAUCCGGUGGUGCAUUGUCGGGGACUUCAACUACGGUGAAGGAAGCUCACGCGAACACGCUGCCCUGGAACCUCGUUAUCUCGGAGGGGUGGCCGUAAUUGCUCGCUCCUUUGCGCGGAUACACGAGACUAACCUGAAAAAGCAAGGGAUGUUACCUCUUACCUUCGCCGACGCUUUGGACUAUGAUCGGAUCAUGGAAGGCGAUCGCAUUACAUUAAUUGGGGUCGAGGAUGGUGAAUUAGUUCCCGGUCGGCAGGUUACCAUGCGCGUCACUCCUCGAGAGGGACCGUCCUGGAAUGCGCAGUUGAACCACAGCUAUCAUGCCGGCCAGCUGCACUGGCUGCGAGCUGGCAGUGCGUUGAACCAUAUCAAGAAUACCGCCCUCGCCAAGUAG
Molecule: messenger RNA, 2385 nt
Organism: Aspergillus pseudotamarii
Lineage: Eukaryota; Fungi; Ascomycota; Eurotiomycetes; Eurotiales; Aspergillaceae
Product: aconitase family-domain-containing protein
Exons: 3
Coding region: 1-2385 (794 amino acids)
Biological process (GO): tricarboxylic acid cycle
Cellular component (GO): cytosol; mitochondrion
Molecular function (GO): aconitate hydratase activity; 4 iron, 4 sulfur cluster binding
Source: RefSeq, a predicted model, not a curated record